This is a messenger RNA of Rhododendron vialii, 1834 nucleotides long. Its product is annotated as anthocyanidin 3-O-glucosyltransferase 5-like. The record is from RefSeq and is a predicted model, not a curated record. Bases 82 to 1509 code for a protein of 475 amino acids. Lineage: Eukaryota; Viridiplantae; Streptophyta; Magnoliopsida; Ericales; Ericaceae. Gene Ontology annotation, molecular function: UDP-glycosyltransferase activity. The transcript has a single exon.
UCUCUCUCUCCAACAGUAUUCCAAAGCACACAUUCAUUUCUCUCUCUCUCUCUCUCUCUCUCUCUCUCUCUCUCUCCACCCAUGGAAACCCCAACCCCCCAUGCCGCCAUCCUCUCCAGCCCCGGCAUGGGCCACCAAAUCCCCGUCCUAGAGCUAGCCAAACGCCUCAUCACCCAACACAACAUCCCCGUCACCAUCCUCGUCGUCACCACCCACACCUCCCCGGCCGAAUCCCACCUCCUCCACCCCCCGGCCACCACCUCUCCGAACCUCCUCCGCAUCGUCCAACUCCCUCCCGUCGACGUCUCCUCCCUCCUCGACCCCGCCGCCGCCGUCGUCACCCAUCUCUGCGUCAUGAUGCGCGCCGCCGUACCCUCCGUCCGCUCCGCUCUCCUCAGCUUACGCCCCCGCCCCACCUCCCUCAUCGUCGACCUCUUCGGCUCCGAGUCGCUACCGGUCGCCGACGAGUUCCGCAUGGCGAAGUACGUUUACAUCACAUCGAAUGCAUGGUUCGCUGCUCUCACCUGCUACUGCCACGUGUUGGACAGGGAGGUCGUCGGUCAGUACGUUGACCAGACGGAAAUGCUCAGGAUUCCCGGUUGCAAGCCGCUUCGACCGGAAGACGUGGUUGACCCGAUGUUGGACCGGAACGACCAGCAGUACAAAGAGUACGUUCGCAUGGGCGUAGAAUACUCGUCUGCCCACGGGAUGUUAUUGAACACGUGGGAAGAUCAGGAUUGUCAAUCGCUGAACGCGCUGCGUUCGAUCGUUGAUGUCCCGGUCUACCCUAUCGGUCCGCUUACGAAGGCCGCUGAACCGGAAGCUACGAACACCGAGUUGAUGGAGUGGCUCGAUCAGCAACCCGGCGAGUCGGUGUUGUACGUGUCGUUCGGUAGCGGGGGAACGUUGUCGGGUGAGCAACUCACUGAGUUGGCUUGGGGCUUGGAGAUGAGUCAGCAAAGGUUUGUUUGGGUGGUGCGCCCGCCCAUCGACGGACAGGCGGACGCGUCAUUUUUUAGUUCGGGCAACGGUGCCAUUAACGGCACUGUAGACUUCUUGCCCGAUGGGUUCGUAGACCGGACCUGCAAUUCGGGGCUAAUCAUCCCCCUCUGGGCCCCACAGAUGAAGAUACUGAACCAUCCAUCUGUGGGAGGAUUUUUGUCGCACUGUGGGUGGAACUCGACCUUGGAGUGUUUAGUCAAUGGGGUGCCAAUGAUUGCGUGGCCGCUGUACGCCGAGCAAAGAAUGAAUGCUGCGUUCCUGACGGAGGAGCUGGGGGUGGCGGUGCGGCCGGAGGUGCUGCCGACGAAGGAGGUGGUGAGGAGGGAGGAGAUAGAGGAGAUGGUGAGGAGUGUGAUGGAGUUUGAGAGGGGGAAAGGAAUGAGGUUGAGAGCCAAGGAGCUGAAAAUCAGUGGAGAGAAGGCCUUGAGCAAAGGUGGGUCCUCUUACAAUUCAUUGUGUGAGGUCAUCAAAGACAGCCAGCUGAGACCGGAGUCGAGAAAAUUCUAAGGUGGCCAUCGGUAGGGCAAUCGAUUCGACCGGCCAUUUCGGAAAUGACUUGGAUUUUAAUUUAAACAAUGGAUGAUUCGGAUCAAUAAAUGUUUAGAUUAAAUUGGAAUCAUCAUCGUUAAAAUAAAUGGCCGGAUCAAUAGCCUUACAGCCCUUGCAGUACAGGUUGCAGUGCAGCUCGCACCGCAGGAUUUUCAAAUUUUUCCAGGGCCUACUAGCACAAGUGAAGAAAUAAUUUUCACAUUCUAUUUUUCUACAAAUGGACUUUUGAAAUUUGUUGUUCGGCAAAAUUCUCUACAGACUAUGGAAAAAUCUGAUUAUCUAA